AUGUCCGUGGACCUACCAGUUGAUCGCCUUGAGCUUGACGCCCUUCGGGAGAAGGUGGCGAUCAUUUCUGACGAGAACAAGUAUCUAAAUGACCAGAAUGACGCGCUUGUGGAAACCAAUGGCCACCUCGCCAUUGACAAUGAGGACUUGAAGAAGAAGCUCUCCUUGGCAGAGGAGCGGGCGGAGAGGUACUUUGACUUCUGGCGCUCAGCUGAGGAGGAGCUUACCAAACAGCUGGAGCUGAAUGAGAAGCUCAAGCAACAGCUUGAGGCCGCUAAGGCGGGGGAACCUGAAGCCAAAGAAAGCUCCAACUAG
Molecule: messenger RNA, 315 nt
Organism: Fusarium musae
Lineage: Eukaryota; Fungi; Ascomycota; Sordariomycetes; Hypocreales; Nectriaceae
Exons: 1
Coding region: 1-315 (104 amino acids)
Source: RefSeq, a predicted model, not a curated record